AUGCCUACGAAGCGAAAUAAAAAAGAUCAAGGUCCAAGUCUUUAUAAAGCAUUUGCUGAUGCUUAUAUGAAUGCUCGGCCUGAUGAAAAACAAGCUGUAAAACAUCGUGGUGCUCAAGCUGAAUGGAAUGAAAUAAAAUCGAAUGAAGAAUAUGUUAAAGAAAAAAUCGAAGAAUAUUUAGAAAUAUGUAACGAACUUAGGGCACCUUAUUAUCAAGCUUUUGAACACCAACCAUCAUCUAUUUCUUCAAAUCUACCAAAAGAUAAUUGUAAUCGACUACUAACAAAAGAUAAAAUAGAUCAAUUAAAUGAAACAACAAAUCAAGAUAAUAAUGAAGAUGUUGAAGAUUAUGAUGAUGAUGAUGAUGAUGAUGAUGAUGAUGAUGACGAUAAUGAUGACGACGAUAAUGAUGAAGAUGAUCAAGGAAAAAAUAAAAAGACAAAAAAACAAAAAAGUGGUAAUAUUAAAAAACGUAAACUAGUUGAUGAAGAAUUACUAAAAGAUCUGCAAGGUUUACCAUCUGUAGAUGGUGUUCAAUUAGAACCGUUAUCAACACAAACAAGACAACCAGCACAAGAACGUGUUUUUAGAGAAUUAAGCGCAAUUAAUGACCGAAUUGCUUCAUUAAUACAAGUUAAACAAAUGGGUUUAUUAACACUAGAAAAUAGAAAACAAUUAAAACAAUUAAUAAAAGAUAGAAAAACAAAGGCUUUUCAAUUAAAACGUCUUCAAUCGAAAACAAAAGCUUCAUUUAGAUAUAGAGAUAAACGACGAAGAAUUAUUGAAUAUUUAUUUGAAACAAAGCCUGAACUACGUCCACGAUUAAAAAAACUUUAUCGUCCUGGUGGUGGUCGACCACGAAUUGAAGAAGAAUGUCCUGAUUUAUUACAAAUAAUUGAAGAAAUUGCAAAAGUUGAUGGAGCAAGUGAUAAUCGAAGACGAUCAGAAACUAUUCGACCUUGUUUAACAUUAGAUGAUUUAAGAGAAAAACUUAAACAAAGAGGUAUUAAUAUUAAAAGAACAACACUUUAUUAUCGUUUGUUACCUCAUCGUGCAAAAUCAAGAGAUGGCCGUCGUCAUGUUAAUACUGCUCCAGUUCGUCUUCGUCGUGCUCGAAAUGAUGAUCAUGGAAAACAUGAAGAUGGUCAUUUUGCUACAGCAACAAUACGUUAUAUGAAAGAUUUAGCUUCAAUAUUCGGCAAUGAUUGUGUUUUUUAUUUAUCACAAGAUGAUAAAUGUAAAGUUCCAUUAGGUUUACCUGCGGCUAGAGUUCAAGCGCCAAUGUUAAUGCAUUUGGAUUAUCGAAUAAGUUUACCAGAUCAUGAUUGGGUAGUUGCACCUCGACAUCAAUUAAUACCAAGUGUAUAUGCAGCAUGUCUUUUAUCUCAAGAUGGAGAUGUAGGUCAUUCAGGUCCAACAUAUAUAGCUAUACGUUCAGCUAAACAUGAUCUAUCAACUGCUGAAUCACAUGCAAUAGAUUUUGAUCGUCUUAUGUGUUUAAAAGAAUUUGAAAAAGUAGCACGUGAUGAAACUGGACGAGUUAAACCAAUUGUUAUUGUUACUGUUGAUGGUGGUCCUGAUGAAAAUCCACGUUUUCCAAAAACUCUUGUUGCAAGUAUUAGAAAAUUUAAAAAAUAUAAUUUAGAUGCACUUUUUAUUCUUACACAUGCUCCUGGUCAAUCAGCCUAUAAUAAAGUUGAAGGUCGUAUGGCUCCAUUAUCUCAUGAUUUAGCUGGUCUUAUAUUACCACAUGAUCAUUUUGGAUCACAUUUAAAUGAUUCAGGUGUAACAAUAAAUAUUGAAUUAGAAAAAUUAAAUUUUCGUAAAGCUGGACAAAUCUUAGCUGAAAGAUGGAAUCAUUCUAUUAUUGAUGGAUUUCUAUGUGUUGCUGAAUAUAUUAAUCCACCAGCGACAACAGAAGAUGAACGUAGACAAGUGGAUACGAAAAUUGUUAUGGAUGGAAUUUUACGAAGAAUUUGUGCUGAAGAAGAAGCAGAAGAAGGAUGUGAAUUUCAUGUUCAUGCAUCGGAUGAAUAUUAUCAAGAAAGAGCUCGUCUACGAAGAGAAAACUUUGGUGAACAACUAAAAUAUGAUAUUGAUGAAUAUUGGUGUGCUAUGCAUGUUUUACAAACACAAUAUACUUUACAAAUUAUUCGUUGUAAUUCAGUUGAAUGUUGUGGUCAAUGGCGUUCCAAUUAUGUUCGAAUAUUUCCUCAUCGAUUUUUACCAUCACCUGUACCAUUUGAACGUACAGCAUUUGGUAUUAGAAUGGCAGAGAAAGAUUUUCAAAGAGGACAAUUUUAUGGAUCAUUAUUUCAACGAAUUCAAUUUCAUGGCAUUGUUAUUCAACAUACACAGAAUGAAAUGUUACCAUUUGAUUAUUGUUGUUCAUCAGUAAAAAAAGAAAUAAAAAAACGUAUAUGUAAAGUAUGUAAUCAAUAUAUUCCGUCAGCAUAUCGUAUGAAAAAUCAUUAUAAAAUUCAUGCACGACAUCAUGAAGAUGUUGACCAUAAUCAAGAUGAUACAUUACCAUCACCAGCAGCAACAACUGAUAUAAAAACAGAUUCAAAUGAAAGUCAAUCAACAACAGCAACAGCGGUAGCACCUAUACUUAAAGCAGAAAUAUUAGAUUGGCUUCAAACAGAUUUCGAUGACUGCGGUCUGGAUUCAGCAGCAAUUCAACCUACAAGUGAUCGUAUUACACGUUCGAUGAAAAAAAAAUUACGCGUUGAAGAAAACAAAGAUGAUGAUGACAAUAAAGAUUACGUGCAUGUAGAAUAA
Molecule: messenger RNA, 2781 nt
Organism: Rotaria sordida
Lineage: Eukaryota; Metazoa; Rotifera; Eurotatoria; Philodinida; Philodinidae
Source: the annotation of a GenBank genome assembly